CAGAUAUUUUCAGGUCUUAAAAUAGGACAUCUUGGUUCCUUGGAUCUUUCUCUCAUCUGAAGACUGGUUAAACACAGAACCUGAUGGAGGGCAAAAACUACUGUAACCUCAUGGACAAGUUGUCCAUCUGUACUGAGACUCAGCACAUACAGCUGGCAAGGCCUUCAUGUGCCAACCCCAUGGUCACGUUCCACAUGUACCCAGAAAUGCCAAACCAGGUCACUUGCUCUGAAGAUUUGUCAUUCCUCCCUUUCAUGUCUGAGCAUCUCAUCAUGGAGAACUUCUACACUGAGCCUUGCACCUUUCCCUACCAGAUGACCCAUUCCAGUUACCGCAGAAGUGAGUACUCCUAUGGGCCAGCUUUCAUCAGAAAGAGGAAUGAGAGGGAGAGACACAGGGUUAAAUGUGUCAAUGAAGGCUAUGCUAAGCUGAGGCAUCACCUCCCUAAGGAAUACCUGGAGAAACGGCUCAGCAAAGUAGAGACACUCCGUGCUGCAAUAAAAUACAUCAGCUACCUACAGUCUGUUCUGUACAGUGAUUCUGUGGUGGUAGAAAAAAAUGUCAUGGAGCCAAGCCAAGCACCUAAAGCAAUUAACAAACAAAACCAAUUUCUGAAAACGAUCUAAACUGCUCCAAGGCAAGCAGAAGGUAUCCUGUUUGGUAGCCUAGUAGCCACUAUUUUAAUGAUGUUCCUGGCACAUCUUAGGAGCAGAUCGUAGCGUGCGUCAGUGUCAACCUACAAGGAAGGUUUUUAAUUUUGCAGUAGUAACUAAACUUAGAUACAAAAAGACAACUGGGAAAUCACAGCUGAAUGGCUUACGUUAGUUAUCUCAUGGAAUUCAAAGUAUUUCUAAAAUUGUCACCAAAACA
This is a messenger RNA of Calypte anna (Anna's hummingbird), 870 nucleotides long. RefSeq names its product achaete-scute family bHLH transcription factor 3 (gene ASCL3). The transcript has 2 exons. Gene Ontology annotation, biological process: regulation of transcription by RNA polymerase II; developmental process. The record is from RefSeq and is a predicted model, not a curated record. Gene Ontology annotation, molecular function: RNA polymerase II transcription regulatory region sequence-specific DNA binding; DNA-binding transcription factor activity, RNA polymerase II-specific; protein dimerization activity. NCBI's taxonomy places the organism in Eukaryota, Metazoa, Chordata, Aves, Apodiformes, Trochilidae. Bases 84 to 626 code for a protein of 180 amino acids.